Messenger RNA from Zea mays, 795 nucleotides. RefSeq lists its product as uncharacterized. The record is from RefSeq and is marked predicted. Lineage: Eukaryota; Viridiplantae; Streptophyta; Magnoliopsida; Poales; Poaceae. The transcript has 3 exons. Bases 114 to 665 code for a protein of 183 amino acids.
UGCUCGUCUCUCUGCCACCGCGCGCAGUCCCGCCUGCUUCUGCGCCGUUGUGCUCAGCCUCACCCACGUCUGAUCCGUUUCCUCCAUGUCGCGGCUGUUUCUCCUUACGACCAAUGCAGCCGCCAUCAAUGGUUGAAAACGGAAGCUUCAAUGCGUUCAAUCGGCCGCCACGACUUAAUUCUCCCCUCCGUGAUUCUCUCCUUCUCCCAGCUAUAAAGCGUGCUUGCCAGUCCUCAUUUCCAAAGCCCCAACACUCAAUCUCUGCUCUCCUCCUUGCACACGCUUGCACAGCCUCUAUCAUCGUGUUCUGUACGCCGCGAGCUCUGCUCCCCCUGCUCACUGCCCACACACAACAAUCGUGCUGCCACUCACGGUCGUUAGCUUGUUCGAGCUCUGCUUCCGUGCACAGCGCGAAGACGAGACCUAUUGCCCCUUGUCGGAGCUCCGCCCUUCGCUGCUGGUGCUCCUUCCUCUGCUUCCCUGCAGCGCCGUCCGCCGUCGCCGAUCUCGACGCCGUUCUUCCCCUCUCCUGUUCGACAUUGCUGCGAGAAGCUGAUUGUGUGGUAGAGGAUCCGAAUUCAUGUGAGGACGAUCCGCAGGAUACUUUUGAGCAAGAGGGUGAUGCUGGAGACUUUGAUGGAGAUUUUAUCGACGACGAAUUCUAAGUCUAACGAUGCGCCGGUCAUCUUCCUGUGGGAGAUUGCCCCUGUUAUUUAUUUCCGCUUUACUUUGAUGUGAUACUUGUUCAAGAUACAAUGAUGCAGAUGAUGUAAUAAAGUAUUAUACUCUCUCUUU